Thermochaetoides thermophila DSM 1495 is the source of this 2559-nucleotide messenger RNA. RefSeq lists its product as uncharacterized. Gene Ontology annotation, biological process: lipid metabolic process. The transcript has 7 exons. Gene Ontology annotation, molecular function: GTP binding; GTPase activity; triacylglycerol lipase activity. The coding region runs from base 1 to 2559 and encodes 852 amino acids. The record is from RefSeq and is a predicted model, not a curated record. Lineage: Eukaryota; Fungi; Ascomycota; Sordariomycetes; Sordariales; Chaetomiaceae.
AUGUUCCUUAUUAACUGGAUUUGGGACUUUCUGGCCUCGCUCGGCCUGACGAACAAGCAUGGCAAGCUCCUGUUCCUGGGCCUUGACAACGCCGGCAAGACGACCCUGCUGCACAUGCUCAAGAAUGACCGUGUCGCGAUUCUGCAGCCGACGCUGCAUCCGACCUCGGAGGAGCUGACCAUUGGCAACGUGCGCUUCACCACAUUUGAUCUGGGUGGUCACCAGCAGGCCCGCCGCCUCUGGAAGGAUUACUUCCCUGAAGUGAAUGGCGUUGUCUUCCUCGUCGACGCCAAAGACCACGAGCGGUUCCCCGAGGCCAAGGCCGAGCUCGAUGCUCUGCUGGCCAUGGAGGACCUGGCCAAGGUGCCCUUCGUCAUCCUGGGUAACAAGAUCGACCACCCGGAUGCCGUCUCCGAGGACGAGCUGCGUCACCACCUUGGCCUGUACCAAACCACCGGCAAGGGCAAGGUUCCGCUUGAGGGCAUCCGUCCCAUCGAGGUUUUCAUGUGCUCCGUGGUUAUGCGCCAGGGAUAUGGUGAGGCCAUUAGGUGGCUGUCGCAUCCCAUUGGCUCGCCUCUUGGACGUUAUUCUGCUGUCUUUGAUCUGAGCAGCGUCAAAAUCCUAAGGAACUCCUAUGGUUUUGCCCCCGAGGAGUUCGACCCCACCCUCCUGCCCGACGUCGACAUCGAGUUCGUCCAGCCCGACCAUCUGGACGCCUUCUCCCGCGCCCUGGCUGCCCCCUCCGGCGCCAGCGGCAACUCCUCCGCCCCCGCUUGUUCUUCGAGAGUCCCCGCCACGGGGGAGGUCCAGCGAGAAGGCGAGUUGGCGCCAGUCCUACAAGCACCGGCUCCGUCUCCGGCGGAGAUGUACGAGGACCCGAUCCUCGGUCUCCGGCGCCAGCGUCACUAUCGUCCCAGGCAGCCCAGGCGCCCGAGCAUCGACGACGUGCGCGCCAGCUUGGGCCACAGCUUGCUCAGAUGGCCGCUGUUGGUCUUGGUGCUCGCCUACUUGGCCUUACUUUGCGCCGCCUACUCAGCCACGCGGGCCUUAAUCCGGCUCACCGAGGUGUGGAGGAUCUGGGGGAACGCCGCACGCCUUAGGCGGGAAAUGGCCCGUGCCAGGACUUACCAGGAGUGGGUUCAUCUGGCUGUGGCCAUGGACCACAUCCUGGGGCUGGAGGACUGGAAGUGGCGGGAGGAGAGCCGGCUUUACGACGCCGGCACGGUGAAGGAAGUGGUCCUGGGGCUGGACGUGGCCCUCCCGCGAGCCCGAGGGGGGGAGCCAGGCGCCCUGGAGGAAGUUCGGCGCCUGGUAGAAGCGUGUGUGAAGAGGGAUUUUGCCGGCGUUGAGAACGCGAGGAUAUACUCGCGUACCCACGUUGGCACAAAGAAGCUCGUGGAGAGGUUUGUAGAUCAGGUCGAGGAAAGUCUUAACCUGCUCGCCUCGACUGGCUCCAUCCCAGCGCUAGAAAAGCGCGCCUUUUUCAAACGCCUCAGCGCCAACUACGGGCGCACCGCCCUGUGCCUCUCCGGAGGGGCAACCUUCGCUUACCACCACUUUGGCGUGGUGCGUGCCCUGUUGGAGGAAGACGUGCUGCCCGACAUCAUCACGGGCACCUCUGGCGGGGCGCUGGUCGCAUCGCUUGUCGGCACGCGCACCGAUGACGAGCUGCGCCAGCUGCUGGUUCCUGCUCUGGCCACGCGCAUCACUGCAUGCGCAGACUCCUUGUACGUCUGGCUCAUCCGGUGGUGGCGUACAGGUGCCCGCUUCGAUCCCGUGGAGUGGGCGCGCCUGUGCUCGUGGUGGACGCGCGGAAGCCUAACCUUCCGCGAGGCGUACGAGCGCACAGGGCGCAUCCUCAACAUCUCGUGCGUCCCGGCAGAUGACCCGCACAGCCCGCCCUUGCUGUGUAACUAUCUUACUGCUCCAGACUGCGUCAUCUGGAGCGCGGUCCUCGCGUCGGCCGCCGUCCCCGGACUCCUCCCGCCUGUUGUGCUCAUGAACAAGAAUCUGCACACGGACGAGCUCACCCCCUUCUCGCUUGGGACCCGUUGGCGCGACGGGUCGUUGAGGACCGACAUCCCCCUCCGAGCCCUCAACAACCUGUUCAACGUCACCUUUUCCGUGGUGUCCCAAACCAACCCGCACAUCAACACCUUCUUCUUUCCGGCGCGCGGCAGCGUCGGGCAGCCGGUUGCACACCGCCAGGGGCGCGGUUGGCGCGGCGGCUUUCUGCUAUCGGCCCUCGAACAUAUCAUCCGACUGGACCUCCACAAAUGGCUGCGCUUCCUGCGCUCCAUGGACAUCCUGCCCCGCUGGCUUGGGCAAGAUUGGAGCAACCUGUGGCUCCAGAGCGCGCUGUUGGGAACCAUCACGGUCUGGCCGGCUGGCGGGCACAUCAGCGAUUACUUCAACAUCCUGACGGACCCGGAUGCCGAGCGGCUGGCCCGAAUGAUCCGUGACGGCAUGUUGACUAUGUGGCCAGCCAUCCACUUCAUCCGGAACCGUCUGCGCGUUGAGCGUGCGGUUGAGAGGGGGAGGGGAUUAUGCCGGGACUGA